GCCUCAGUGUUUGGUGGAUACAAUAAACAUAUACAGUACUGCAACGGUUAACAACAUGAAUACAGAAUAGAACUAACACCUAUUUUAAAAAAGAAAAAUUGUGCUCUUUACACAUUGUCUUGCCAUAAAAAGCCGGUGAACUCUGUCCACUUUAACUUAUAUAGCCUGAGGUGUGACUUUUGACCGGGUCACCAGCGAGCAGCGCGGAUCAGGCUUGUGAGGACCAGCGGGAACUCGCCGCGGUACGAACAGUCCCGACGCAGCGAGCGCACUUCACUCCCACUGAUAUCAGCACUUGACUUUAUACAGACUUGUCACAGCAGCAGCAGCAAACAUGUCGCGCUUCGUCGCCCGUCUCUUUGUAGUAGUUUCUCAGCACGCGACGGCCAGAUCCGUGGUGUUAUCGAGGAGGAUCCCGGUAUUCAUCCGUCCUGUCUCCACAUCUCAAGGCCUGCAGUCUCUGACCCGCUAUGAUGAGACCACAGACUGGCAGAAGAAACUGACCCCAGAACAGUAUGUAGUCACCAGAGAGAAAGGGACUGAGGUGCCCUUCAGUGGAAUCUACCUUAACCAUUCUGAAGUGGGGAUGUACCACUGUGUCUGCUGUGAGGCUCCACUUUUCAGUUCAGAGGCUAAGUAUGACUCUGGGACAGGCUGGCCAGCAUUCAAAGAGGCUCAUGGGGCAUGGCAGAGGGACGAAAGCCACGCCUCCAUUAUUCGUCGCCCUGACAACAGCCUGGGUAGUACAGGGACAGAGGUCCUUUGUAAAAAUUGUGAUUCCCACCUGGGUCAUGUGUUUGAGGACGGACCGGACCCGACAGGUCAGCGGUUCUGCAUCAACAGUGUGGCGCUCACGUUUAAACCCAGAGGAAACAACUGAUCCUGAGAAGGAUGAGCAGAACUAAACUCCCUGGACUUAAAAACAAAUCGAAGGUCCACCUAAAUGUCCGAGCAGUUUACAAGUGAGAAGCUUUGUGUGGCACAAAGUGUCUUAAUGAUUUAAUUUUGAAGGAGGACGACCUCCUGGGGUUUACUAAAGUGGAAGGGAAUUAAGUUCAGUGGAUAUUUGCUCUGCAGGGAAGUCUACAUGCAGCUCCUACAAUGAAAAACAAACUCCCCGAAAGAAGUCACUGUAUGAACUGUUUUAAUUAUUCACUCAUUUCCGUUGAGUUGGUUUUCAAACUGAAUGUAUAAAUGUCUUCAUGUCUAAAAUAUGUCAAAAUACUGGAUCUGAAUUAAACCUCUAUUUCUGAAGGGAUUGCAAAACACAGGAAGUUCUGACGUUGCUGCAUCGUGUGUUUUUCAGUCUGCGGUCACAUGUACAAACUGUUUUGUUAGGAAUCAAGAAAACUUGAAUGAGAAUUUGUCAAUAAAUGCACAUUUUGUUUGUUCUCUGAA
Molecule: messenger RNA, 1398 nt
Organism: Cottoperca gobio
Lineage: Eukaryota; Metazoa; Chordata; Actinopteri; Perciformes; Bovichtidae
Gene: msrb2
Product: methionine sulfoxide reductase B2
Exons: 5
Coding region: 335-880 (181 amino acids)
Biological process (GO): protein repair; response to oxidative stress
Cellular component (GO): cytoplasm
Molecular function (GO): peptide-methionine (R)-S-oxide reductase activity
Source: RefSeq, a predicted model, not a curated record